AUUGAUGACAGAGACCUUGGCGAGAGUUCGCCUGAUUAUUAUUUUUUUUGGCCAUUGUUUUGUAUAUUUUUUAAAUUCAAAUCAUCCCACGUGGUUUAGCAAAGAUUCAAGAUGAAAGAUGAGUGAUUUUAGCCUGAAUUUGGAGUUUGUAUCGAGAAUGUCGGAGCAGAAAGAGCGAACACACCUUUCUGACGAUCUUGAGCUGGCGGCCGAGAUCGGAAAAAACCUUCUAGAGAGAAACAAAGAACUGGAAUGUUUAUUGAAAUCGUCACAUCAUUAUCUAGAAGAACAAGCAUUGAAAAAUGAGUUUCUCGAGAAACAACUGGAGACGCUUCGUGAAGUGAACGAUCAAAGAAACAAAGCUUUUGAACAAAUGGAAACCACCGCUUUGGAACUACACAAAGCAAACCAGAAACUACAAAACGAAACGAAUACAAUGAAGAAGAGAUACAGAGACUUGACAGAAAUGGUCGAUAACAUGGACUUACGAUGCGAAGAGUAUAGGAAAGAGGUCGAGGAGUUACAAAAGGAAAGAAGUCGCCUACAACGAGAUUUAUCAAUGGCGUUGUCAUUUCACGAGCAAGUAAACCCWCUCGACAGUGAGCCAGAGCCGGCAGAUGAACAAAUAGAGAGACGGAGACAAUACGACGAAGAAAGGGCAGAAAAAGAAAGACAACUCGAAGCGCUAAAUAUAAAAAUUUCCAAUCUUAGAGAACAACAUGUUCAAGAAAGAAGCAAACGCGAAGAACUUGAGUACGAACUCUCUGAAUUGAUUCAAGAAAACCAACAGCUAGAAACUCAAUUACGUGUGUUUGCUGAAAGAGCCGAAGAAUGGCAACAAGUGGCUUCGGGAACCGAACGCGCAAUCGAUAUUCUCUCGGAAAAUCCCCUCAAUGACAGCGCAGAUGAUGUAGUGGAGGACGAUUCAUUCGUUGUUGUUUCCGAGCAAUUAUCGAGGCAAUCGAGCGCCUUGUCGGAUCAUAGCGGUGUGGUCGUGCUAAGCCCGAGUGAAGAAAAAACAGGUGAAAACAGUGCAUCGUUUUUUUCCGAACUUGGCGACCAGUAUCACGAACUUGUACGAAAAUACGACGCACUGUUAGAUAAAUGCAAACAAGAAGGACUCGGAAAGCACUCGUUACCUAUUCCGAAAGUUCAACGAGCGGUUCAAGUGAGUCCAUUACCAAGUCCGAACAAAACCGAAAGAAGACAUCGGUAUUUCUCGGAAAGCGAAAUUGAUUAUAAACCAGAAGGACCUAAAAUACGAGAAUAUAAGAAAAUGUUUCAAAAAAUUUACACUCGCCUAGAAGAAUCGAAAAACUUUAGACCUGGAACUCCGUGAACUCGUAAAGUCACUGAAUGGAAAUAACCUGAAUGGAAAUAACAUUGACUGGUUUAGAUGAAGCAUAAGACGUGGAACUCCUAAUUUGGUAACUUAUUUCCAAAUUUGGUAUUGUUGACAGCAAUGGUGAGUUCAAACACAAUGGAAUCGGCAAGCUUCAUCGUCUUCCCGGAAACAAAAUGAAGGCUGAUUGUUUCCCUUAUUUGGUUACUUAAUUCCAAAUUUGGUACUAGUUACUUGCAAUUCGUGUUAUCGACUGCCUGAGAUACUGCGCUGAUCUGCGCACUAUUGAACAGUUCAUUUUAGAUCCAUUUGCGAGCUGAAUAAAGAACACAUGUUAAGAGUUACAGCUAAAUAAUUCAACGUAGAUAAACUAUUUAGUAUCUGCAGAAACAUUUUAAAGUGAGAUAAUAAUUAAUAACACAUAAUUAUUAGAAAUCGCGCUGGUCACGUGAUAAAUUUGUUUCACUGAAAUCGAAAAAAUCUCAUACCAAAACAGCCCAAAUUUUCGCUGCUUUUUGCGAAAACAAUAAACAGCACAGUGAAUCCCGAGUAACCAACUCAGGGCAAGUAGAAAAUACUUUGAUUUCAUAUUUCUGUACAUGUAGACAUGUAAAAAAAUGCAAAACAGAACGAGGAUUGUGCUUUCCAAAAUGAUUUCAGCGAAAUGCAUCAUGGGAUUUACAACGUUAAUUGAAGCCAUGUUGUUGUGUGCUUUUUUCUCAAGAUGUUUUGCGUACAUGAAGCAUUACUUUUUGUCAGACAGGCCUUAUAGUAUUUUCAUUGUGCACAAAUCGUAUUCACUGUUAUUCCAAAGCAUUUUCCACAGCGCAAAGUUUUCACAAGUAUCCUCCAUCUUGAGACUUUUAUCGAUACCAUGAUGCAUUUCGCCGAAACAAGUAUGACGUAAUUAUUGGGAAAGACCGUUAAACAGUUGAUCCGCAAUUCGUUUGUUUGAAAGGGAAAAUAAUACCCAUGCAAAGAAUGCAUACUUUGUUAUGUUUGAUUUAUUUUUUAGAGUUUGUAAGGCGUGUAUUUCCACUGUUUUAAUACCCAAUAAAGACUGAUUUAUUCAAAUAAAUCAGUAUUAAAUACAA
Molecule: messenger RNA, 2436 nt
Organism: Exaiptasia diaphana
Lineage: Eukaryota; Metazoa; Cnidaria; Anthozoa; Actiniaria; Aiptasiidae
Product: cerebellar degeneration-related protein 2-like
Exons: 3
Coding region: 119-1339 (406 amino acids)
Source: RefSeq, a predicted model, not a curated record